AUGACCAGGUCCUCUAAGGGCAUACCAAUUGACCUAGACCUUGAAAUAGAAAGGACCCUUAGGAAGCAAAGGAAGGCUAGAGAGUUAGAGCUUCGGAUACCUGAUAAUCCUCCUGCCUCUUCUGCCACUGCUAUUCCUUCUGUUUCUAUACCUACCCCUGACUUCCGCACAAUGGCAGAAUUGGCUGCCCCUGAUGUGCACUACCAGUCUUUAUGCAUUCAAUAUCCCCAAUUGGAUGCAACCUUUGAAUUGAAAUCUGGGCUAAUCCAUUUGCUUCCCAAGUUUCAUGGCCUUGCAGGUGAAGAUCCGCACAAGCACCUCAAAGAAUUCCAUGUUGUCUGCUCCACAAUGAGGCCACAAGGAGUUGAUGAGGAGCAGAUAAAACUUAGGGCCUUCCCAUUUUCAUUGGAUGGAGCUGCAAAGGAUUGGUUAUACUACCUACCACCUGCUGCCAUCACAAGUUGGGAUGGGCUAAAAAGGAUCUUUUUGGAGAAGUUCUUUCCAGCAUCCCGAACAGCCGCCAUUCGAAAAGAAAUUUGUGGCAUAAGGCAGAAUCAUGGGGAGACAUUACAUGAAUAUUGGGAGCGAUUCAAGAAACUCUGUUCUAGUUGUCCACACCAUCAAAUCAGUGACCAGCUGCUGGUCCAAUACUUCUAUGAAGGUCUUAUUCCAAUGGAUAGGUAUUUGGUGGAUGCAGCUAGUGGAGGAGCCCUCUCUGAAAAGACACCAGCAGCUGCUCAAGAGCUAAUCUCCAAGAUGGCACAGAAUGCCCAACAAUUUGGUACCAGGUCAGCCACUCCCAUGAGACAAGCCAAUGAGAUUGGUGUUGCUGCCAUCAAUGACCAACAGAGAAUAGAGAACAAACUGGAGGAAUUGGCCUCCAUGGUCAGACAGCUAGCCCUUGAUAAAGGACAGUCCAAAUCUCAGCAGGUAUGUGGUAUUUGCUCAUUAUCCUCCCAUGGUACUGACCAAUGUCCUCAACUGCAGGAGAAUACAGAAGCUUGUGCUGGCAUUUUUCCAGGAAGACCCUUCCAGCCACAGCAUCAUCAGCAACAAAGAUAUGAUCCAUAUGCUGCCACCUAUAAUCCAGGGUGGAGAGAUCAUCCGAAUUUGAGGUAUGGAGGUCCUUCCAACCAGCCAUUCCAGCCACAGCAACAGCAACCUCAGCAGCACAGAUUCAAUGCACAAAGACCAAGUCAAUCAAUGCAGCAACCCCAACCAGCUCCUAAAUCCGAAUCAAGCUUGGAAGAUAUCAUGAAGCAGCUCGUUGCCAACAAUCUUCAGUUUCAGCAAAGGACCGACACUGCCAUACAAAAUUUGGAGACACAGAUUGGACAGCUGGCAACCAACAUCAGUGAGCUACGGAGUCAAGGUUCGGGUCAGUUGCCUUCACAACCAGUUUCAAAUCCAAGGGGCAAUGUAAGUGCUAUCGUUCUCCGCAGUGGCAAAGAGUUAAGCAGCCCACCCUCUCCACAACCAGAACUUGGGCAGCAAUAAGAAAGCCAAAGGGAAGAUCAACCUCCUCCCAUUCAAAAGGACAAGCAGCCCACCACUAUUGAUCAAGAUAGAGGAGAGACUUCUUACAACCAUCCACUGCCAUUUCCUCACCGAGCCACUCAAAAUAAAAAGAGGGCAGAAGCUGAGUUGGACAAGGAGAUAAUGGAAACUUUCAAAAAAGUUGAGGUGAACAUACCACUCUUGGAGGCCAUCAGACAGAUUCCCAAGUAUGCCAAGUUUCUCAAAGACUUGUGCACCCACAAAAGGAAACUGAAAGGAAAUGAAAAAAUCAACUUGGGAAGAAAUGUGUCAGCAUUGAUUCAACCUGCCAUGCCUCAGAAAUGCAAAGAUCCAGGGACUUUCACCAUUCCUUGCACUAUUGGAAAUUUGCAAUUUCAUAAUGCUAUGUUGGAUUUAGGAGCCUCUAUUAAUGUGAUGCCUAAAUCUGUAUAUUCUUCUUUGCAGGCAGGUGCAGGCACAUUGACAUCUACAGGAGUGGUGGUCCAGUUGGCAAAUAGGAGCACAGCAUACCCUGAGGGAGUAUUAGAGGAUGUAUUAGUAAAGGUAAAGGAUUUCAUAUUCCCUGCUGACUUCUAUGUUUUGAAUAUGGAGGAUGAUCGCACACCCGGACACGCACCACUCAUUCUAGGUAGACCCUUCUUGAAAACUGCAAGGACAAUAAUUAAUGUGCAUGAGGGUACUUUAUCUAUGGAGUUCGCUGGUAACACAAUUCAAUUCAAUAUCAUUGAUGCCAUGAAGUAUCCCUUAGAAGAUCAUUCUGCCUUGCAUGUUAACUUUAUUGACUUAAUGGUGGAGAAAGCAUGUGUUGAGUUGUAUAGUCUUGAGUCUGAAUUCCCCACCAUCCAUGAUUUUACUGAUGAUAUGCAUUGCCCUCAGUCUCAUGACAGACUCAGUAAGUGUAAUGCUUGUUCUGAAAUAGAUGAGUUUUUGAGUAUUGUUGAUAGUGCACCUUCUCAUACUAUAUCCGAUUCUCAUGUGCCUCCCAUAGAGGAAGUUUCUGUUGUUGAGAAUGUAGUGCAGGUAGGUGGCAACAUAAGCAGACUGGUGCCUUCAAUUCAACAGCCACCCACCUUGGAGUGUAAGCCCCUGCCCGAGAAUCUGAAGUACGCCUACUUGGCGGAUGGAGACAAGCUACCCGUGAUCAUCGCCGACAACCUUCAGCCUGACCAAGAGGAGAAGUUGCUGAAUCUGUUGAAGCAACAUAAGAGAGCCAUAGGUUGGUCACUUGCAGACAUUCCCGGUAUAUCCCCUUCCUUAUGCAUGCACAGGAUUCAUUUAGAGGAAGGAGCUCGACCAGUGAGACAGCCCCAGAGGAGACUCAAUCCCACCAUUCUAGAUGUGGUCAAGAAAGAGGUAAGUAAACUACUUUCGGCUGGCAUUAUUUAUCCUAUCUCUGACAGCCAGUGGGUGAGUCCAGUGCAGGUAGUUCCGAAGAAGACAGGAUUCACAGUGGUAGCCAAUGAGAGGAAUGAGCUAGUGCCCAUGCGAGUGCAGAACAGCUGGAGAGUCUGCAUUGACUAUAGGAGGCUCAACCAAGCUACCAGGAAGGAUCAUUUCCCACUCCCAUUCAUUGAUCAGAUGCUAGAGAGGUUAGCUGGAAAGUCCCAUUACUGCUUCCUUGAUGGUUUCUCUGGUUAUUUUCAGAUUUGCAUAGCACCAGAGGAUCAGGAGAAGACCACCUUCACCUGCCCCUUUGGCACUUUUGCAUACCGGAGGAUGCCAUUUGGUCUAUGUAAUGCCCCAGGUACGUUCCAGCGAUGCAUGGUGAGUAUAUUUUCAGAUUUACUUGAGCAUUGCAUGGAAGUUUUCAUGGAUGAUUUUUCCGUCUAUGGAACCUCCUUUGAUGAGUGUCUGAUCAGUUUGGGUAGAGUCCUAGAGAGAUGUGUUGAGAAGAAUCUUGUCCUAAAUUUUGAAAAAUGUCAUUUCAUGGUUGAGCAGGGGAUUGUUUUGGGUCAUGUUGUGUCCAAGAGGGGUAUAGAGGUUGAUAAGUCCAAGGUCGAUAUCAUUUCUUCUUUGCCUUACCCCGCGUCUGUGCGGGAGGUACGUUCUUUCCUUGGACAUGCAGGAUUCUACAAGAGAUUCAUCCAAGACUUCAGCAAGAUUGCCCUUCCAAUGUCCAACCUGCUUCAGAAGGAUGUGGAAUUCAAAUUUGAUGAGUCUUGCAAGAUGGCCUUUGAGGAGCUCAAGAGGCGCUUGACUUCUCCACCCAUCAUCCAGCCACCCAAUUGGGACUUGCCAUUCGAGCUCAUGUGUGAUGCUUCCAAUUAUGCAGUUGGUGCCGUCCUUUCACAACGAGUGGAGAAGAAGUCACACGUCAUUGCUUAUGCCUCGCGCACUCUGGACAACGCCCAAGCAAACUACACCACUACUGAAAAGGAGCUUCUUGCCAUUGUGUUUGCUUUAGAUAAAUUUCGCUCUUAUCUCCUGGGUUCUAAUGUUGUCGUGUUUUCUGACCAUGCAGCUUUGAAAUAUCUCUUGAAGAAGCACGAUGCCAAACCCAGGUUGAUACGGUGGAUGCUCCUGCUUCAAGAGUUCAAUGUUGAGAUCAAAGAUAAGAGUGGAGCUGAGAAUCUUGUGGCUGAUCAUUUGAGCAGGCUUCCUUCCUCUUCAGAUGCCACUACCAUGGACUGUCAGCCUAUCAGAGAUGACUUCCCAGAUGAGUUACUCUAUCACUUGCAUGGUACUGAGCCCUGGUAUGCUGACAUUGUUAAUUUUCUAGCUGCAUCUGAUAUCCCUGCCCAUCUUAAGAGAGAUCAGCUAAGUAAAUUUAAAAGUCAGGUAGAGAUCGAGCAUAAGGCCUAUUGGGCGGUAAAGCAAUGCAACAUGGAUAUGACAGAGGCUGGUUCCCAACGAAAGCUUCAAUUGCAAGAGCUUGAGGAAUUGAGAUUGGAAGCAUACGAGAACUCCAGAAUUUAUAAGGAAAAAACUAAGGCUGCUCAUGACAAAUUCAUCAACAAGAAAGAGUUCGAAGUUGGCCAGAAAGUCCUCCUAUACAACUCCCGUCUAAAACUAAUGCCAGGUUGGAAACUAGCUGCUUGCGGGCUACCGGUCCAAAGCGAGUUAACCAUACUCGGCACUGCUAGAUACAACGCCACGUACCAAGUUUAUGCCAUAAAUCAAGAAGUGAACAUGCCUUCAGUGAGACCAGCAAGCUGCAUCCAAGUGCAAGAGAUAGCCAAAUUCAGCAGUUUUGACAGCAAACUCAGCAAACUCUUAUUCAGCAGUUUUGACAGCCUCCAUGACAGAUAG
Messenger RNA from Diospyros lotus (date-plum), 4767 nucleotides. RefSeq lists its product as uncharacterized. The transcript is spliced from 5 exons. Lineage: Eukaryota; Viridiplantae; Streptophyta; Magnoliopsida; Ericales; Ebenaceae. The record is from RefSeq and is a predicted model, not a curated record.